GGCUCUGAGCGCGGGGCCCGACGGUCCGGAAAGCUGGAGCGGCUGCUGCUGGCGGGGGAACAUGUCGGAGUCAGAGCUCGGCCGGAAGUGGGACCGGUGCUUGGCGGACGCCGUCGUGAAGAUAGGUACUGGCUUUGGAUUAGGACUUGUUUUCUCACUUACCUUCUUUAAAAGAAGGACGUGGCCGUUGGCCUUCGGCUCUGGAAUGGGGUUCGGGAUGGCUUACUCCAACUGCCAGCACGACCUCCAGGCGCCGUACCUUCUGCAUGGAAAGUAUGUCAAAGAGCAGGAGCAGUGACUCACACCUGAGAAACACCCCAGUGGGAGGGCAGGAGAAACCGCGUCUAUUCCUCAGGAACACUGAAGCGCCCCGGAGUGAGCCGGCACUCUCCGUAACCGUGUCACCAGUAAUGCUUUCAACUCCAGCACACUGUGUACGUGUUUGAAACCAAGUCUGUUUCUUGUUUUGUAUUUUCUCUCUGGAAAUUGCAAGGAGAUGGUCUUAAAAUAAAUAAAUUAAACUAAAAUCGGCA
This is a messenger RNA of Budorcas taxicolor (takin), 533 nucleotides long. It is a transcript of the gene MICOS10, whose product is annotated as mitochondrial contact site and cristae organizing system subunit 10. Bases 62 to 298 code for a protein of 78 amino acids. The transcript is spliced from 4 exons. Gene Ontology annotation, cellular component: mitochondrial inner membrane; mitochondrion; MICOS complex. The record is from RefSeq and is a predicted model, not a curated record. Lineage: Eukaryota; Metazoa; Chordata; Mammalia; Artiodactyla; Bovidae.